UCCAUAUAAAAUGCUUGUGAACUUUGUGCUUUGUGCUCACACGAACGCCUUGGCAUAUAUGGAUUUGUACCCAUUAGCGGCAGCGCAGUUAGUGAAUCGCACAAUCGUUACUGCAAACAACAAAAAUUGUUAGCUUACAACUCGACAAGUCGCAUUGUUAAAAGUUAGUGAAUCGCACUACAGAUCGCUAUUAGUUGAGUAUAACUCGUUUAGUACUUUAUUGGCUGACUUCAUGUUUUAUAGUCUUCGCUAUGCUUGGCAUGCUGUCACCUUCUUCCCGAGGAGCUUUAAUGACAUCAGGAAUUUUUAUGUACGUCUUCAUGGGUACUAUUGCUGGUUAUUUUGCGGCCCGUCUUUAUAAAACUAUGAAAGGGCGAGAGUGGAAACGUUCGGCCUUCUUAACAGCAACGUUAUAUCCCGGCAUUGUUUUUGGGACCGGUUUUAUACUUAAUUUCUUUAUAUGGGAUAAACAUUCUAGUGGAGCUGUCCCGUUCACAACAAUGAUUUCUUUGCUGCUUUUAUGGUUUGGUAUUUCAGUUCCACUGGUUUAUUUAGGCUAUUACUUCGGCUAUCGUAAGCAACCAUAUCAACAUCCAGUUCGCACUAAUAUGAUCCCAAGACAAGUGCCGACACAGCAUUGGUACAUGAAUAUUGUGCUUAGUACACUAAUGGCUGGGAUAUUGCCGUUCGGAGCGGUUUUCAUAGAACUAUUUUUCGUCUUCACGGCUAUAUGGCAGAAUCAAUUCUAUUACUUAUUUGGUUUUCUAUUUCUUGUAUUUUGUAUCUUGGUUGUAAGCUGUGGUCAGAUAUCGAUCGUCAUGACAUAUUUCCAACUUUGUGGAGAGGACUACCGCUGGUGGUGGCGCAGCUUUAUUGUCUCAGGAGGUUCAGCUUUAUAUGUGCUUUUCUAUAGCAUAUUCUACUUCUUUACAAAAUUGGAAAUCACAGAAUUCAUUCCUACACUAUUAUAUUUAAGCUAUACAGGCAUUAUGGUAUUAACAUUUUGGCUAUUAACGGGAACCAUCGGAUUUUUUUCCGCGUAUAGCUUUAUUCGCAAAAUAUACGGAGCUGUUAAAAUAGAUUAAUUUUUAACUGCCUACAUUAUUCACAUAAUACAUUGAGGUUGUGUACACUUGCUUGGUUAUCAGGUUAUCUGGUUAAAAAUUAUUAUUGUGUAGUGUAUUUUAUAACCACAUAUCCUGAUAACCAGGCAAGUGUGAACAACUUCAUUGUUUUUCUUCAUUUUAAUCCAAACUAUAAUUUCAUAAUUUUAUAUGUUGCUUAAAUUUAUUGCCUGUUGUUACACUAGGAGACUGUGAGCUGCAUAUCUUUCAUAGAUUUAUUCUACUAGGCAGUGAUUGAAGAAGUCAUUGAGCUGAUUUAAUUAAAUUGUUUCUUUUUGUCAGUUGUAUACUUAUUUCUCAAUUAAUAUAUAUUUUAGUAACUUA
This is a messenger RNA of Rhagoletis pomonella (apple maggot), 1448 nucleotides long. Its product is annotated as transmembrane 9 superfamily member 4-like. Gene Ontology annotation, biological process: protein localization to membrane. Bases 252 to 1085 code for a protein of 277 amino acids. Lineage: Eukaryota; Metazoa; Arthropoda; Insecta; Diptera; Tephritidae. Gene Ontology annotation, cellular component: membrane. The record is from RefSeq and is a predicted model, not a curated record. The transcript has 5 exons.